GCAGAGGCUACUCAGGAGCUCAGAAGCUGCUGGCAUCUCAGGCACCUCAGGCUGAAACACCGGCAAGAGCCAUGAGCAACAAAGCUGGGACCGAUCUGACAGUCACUGGGAUUGACUUUCUCAAGAGCCAGAACUCCAGCCUGCACCACACGGAUGCGUACAACAUCGAGAACCUGGUGGUGCGACGUGGGCAGGACUUUCAGCUCCAGCUCAGCUUCAGCAGGGAGCUGAAGGAUGCCGACAAGCUGGUGCUGCAUUUCGGCAUCGGUGAGAAGCCAAAUAAAACCAAGGAAACCCUGAUAGCGCUGAAUGCGAGGCAGAAGCGGGACGUCAGCGGGUGGCAAAUCUCCAUUGUCAAGAACAGCGGCAAAGAGUGCCUGCUGUCUGUCACCAGCUCGCCCGAGGCCAUGGUGGGAAAAUACACCUUGAACGUGAAGACUGGGACUAACAUUUACAAGCCCCAAAACAACACUGUCUACCUUUUGUUCAAUCCUUGGUGCAAAGAUGAUGCCGUCUUCCUGGCUGACGAGGCACAGAGAAGGGAGUAUGUGCUCAACGAUACAGGCUACAUCUAUGUUGGGUCUGCAUACAGGAUAUACAAUAGACCCUGGAAUUUUGGGCAGUUUGAGGAACUCAUCUUGGACACCUGCAUAUAUCUGCUGGACAAAAGUAAACUCAAGAUAAGCUUUAGAAGGGAUCCUGUGCUUGUGUCCAGAGUCAUGUCUGCUUUGGUUAAUUCCUACAAUGACAACGGCGUCCUGAUGGGGAACUGGUCAGGGAAUUACAACAACGGGACCUCCCCUAUGGAUUGGAUUGGGAGCGUCUCAAUUUUGCAGAAGUACUACAAAACGAAGAAGCCAGUCCGUUACGGUCAAUGUUGGGUAUUCUCAGGAGUUCUCACUACAGUCAUGCGGUGCUUGGGGAUCCCAUCCCGCUGCGUGAGUAACUUCAACUCAGCACACGAUACGGAGGAGAACCUGAGAAUUGACAUUUACCUGAAUGAAGUUGGAGAAAAGGUGGACGGGAUAUCCUUGGACUCCAUCUGGAACUUCCACGUGUGGAACGAUGUCUGGAUGAAGCGGAAGGACCUGCCGGCAGGGUUUGAUGGCUGGCAGGCAAUUGAUGCAACCCCUCAGGAGGAAAGUGAAGGUAUUUUCCAGUGUGGUCCAUGCCCACUGAAGGCUAUCCGAGAAGGGGAGGUGUAUUUGCCCUUCGACAGCAAGUUUGUGUACGCAGAAGUGAAUGCUGACAAAGUCUACUGGGUUGUCAAGAAGGUGAACGGCAAGGAUAAGUACAUCAAGGUUAACACGGAGACCCAAGGCGUUGGCGUGAACAUAAGCACAAAAGCCGUGGGGCAGAACACGCGGGAAGACAUCACUGCACAGUACAAGUUCCCUGAAGGCUCCAAAGAGGAAAGGAAGGCCAUGCAGAAUGCUUCCUCCUUCCUACACGCGAGAAUAAGACCCCGUGCACUCUUCUUUUCGUCUGUGGCCACGGAUGAUGUGGACUCCAGGCCUGCGGUCUCAUGUGAGAAGGUCUCCAAGACUGGGCUCCAGCUUGAGAUAACCAAUAAAGCUUUGUAUCCUGGCAAUCCCCUUGAACUGGCCAUCACAGUGAAGACCUCUACUCCUGGCAGCUGGACCAUCAAUCUGGCCAGCUCCUGCCAGCUGCAGUCCUAUACUGGGAAAGUUGAGGGCAGCCUUGGAUGUGUCAAGGAGACCAUCAAGCUUGAAGGCAAAUCUGAAAUGCAGGUGCCUCUGAAAAUUGCGGCCGAUGCGUACAUGAAGAUGCUGGCCUCGGUGGAAGACGAAGCACUCAUCCACGUCACUGCCAUUGCUGAGGUCCAGGGGACAGAUGACAAACUCACCAAGGAGACGACCAUGAGCUUUGAGUACCCCCCCAUCACCAUCCAGAUGCCAGAAACAGCCAAACUGAACAAGGAGUUUGCCUGUGCCUUCAUCUUCAAGAACAAUCUGAACAUGCCUCUGAACAACUGCAAGCUGCUGGUGGAAGGCCUGGGCAUGUUUAAGAUGACAGAGUUUGAUGAGGGGGAUGUAGAGCCUGGUAAGAUCAUUAAGUCUGAAGUAAUAUGCACUCCGAUCAGACCUGGAGAGAAGAAAAUGGUGGCCAAGCUGACCUCGACCCAGAUCAAAGCGAUCUCUGUGGAGAAGACCAUCACCAUCACCGAGUAGGAUCGGUGCCUCGGUGCAGCGUAAGCGGCGGCCUCACUAAACGCGUAGCACCGCUGCGUAUCUCAGGCACUUCUUGCCUCCCUUGCUGGCUGGAUAGUAAUCUCAAAGUAAAGCGCAAAAUCUCAUUAAGCUAAGGGAAUUAAACUGACUU
Molecule: messenger RNA, 2343 nt
Organism: Egretta garzetta (little egret)
Lineage: Eukaryota; Metazoa; Chordata; Aves; Pelecaniformes; Ardeidae
Gene: TGM4
Product: transglutaminase 4
Exons: 14
Coding region: 72-2192 (706 amino acids)
Biological process (GO): peptide cross-linking
Molecular function (GO): protein-glutamine gamma-glutamyltransferase activity
Source: RefSeq, a predicted model, not a curated record